Molecule: messenger RNA, 6075 nt
Organism: Notodromas monacha
Lineage: Eukaryota; Metazoa; Arthropoda; Ostracoda; Podocopida; Cyprididae
Source: the annotation of a GenBank genome assembly
UCUUCUAUUAGGUAUUUUCGAGGGAAAACGAAGUGUUCCGUAUUUUUAUAUGUGAAAUCUCGCGAUCUCCUCUUCUCAACUUCAGGGUGCUUUUUGCAAGUUGUUGUGGCAUGGCUCACGACCUCAUCGCGAAACCACGUCGUCCUGUGUGGACCACCGGCAAUUCAGAUGAUUCUGACGACGAUGAAGACGCGGAAUUUGCUGAAAAGUGUCAGCAGCCUAAGGAAGACGCAGUCGAUGGUGGUAUACAAUCAGAGAAAUCUUCGCCGAACGAGAUCUUCUCAACAGUUCCAGGGGAAAAAUAUUUCCACCGUGAGAAUACUUCAGCAGAACCCGAUGUUAAAGUUUUCACCUCUUCUGCAACGUUUCGCAGUUCAUCGGAUUCCGAGGAAAGUGGGAAUCAGUCUAACGAAGAACUUUGCCCAGAACUGUUGAACCAGAAAGAAGUAGAUAAACUUAGUGCCCGUUUUCGGCACGGUUCACGCCAUUCCAUUGUGGAUUCCUUUUGUCUUUACAAGAGUAAUCAGAGUAAAUCAAAGGGUGCUGGGGAUUACGUGGAGCAUGUGAUCUUGACUCCAAAUAAGCUAGAAACGCUUCGGAAGAAACGAUCUGUUUCGACACCAAAUCUGAGUCCGAAGGUAUCGACGGAUUGCUCCAAAGAUCUUGACUUCGGGAAGCCGUCGACAAAACCUGGACAUGUCUUCAGAGAAUGGAUAGAUAGCCAUGCGGUUUCAGCCAAGAGGUCGCUUCUACCUCCAACUCCUUACGAUGCAAAGCAGUUGAGCUCGGUAAAAAAUACUGCCCAGGAAACCCCGUUCCAAGCGAAACAUCGAUCUUAUAGGAAGCAGGUUGACAAAGAAAAUGCCGCCCCGCAAAUAAAAUUACCCCUACAAGAAAAGCACGGCUCUCUGUUGCCUCACAAAUCAGCAUUUGGACAAAACCUACGAAAUACGCGAACCUUCGCCCCAAGUCCAGCUCCGCAUGUUCCGGGAAUAUUCCAUGGACAGGAACAUUUUCGAACUCCUUCUCAGCCUAGUAGGAACUACUCGGCGAGUCGACCUUUCCUCUUCAUGGCUAGUGGAACCAAGGGUCUCCCCUCAAGCUCGUUCAUCGGUGCAAGCCCUCCUAUGGGAGUAGAAAUCAAUGGACAUUUCUAUGUUGGAAUGAAGUUCAUUGGUCGUGGAGGAUCCUGUAAAGUUUAUGAGGCAACGGAUUCUAAUGGCUUGUGCGUUGCCAUUAAAGUUGUGGAUCUCCAAGGAUUGGAACCAGAAUUUGCUGCAGAACACCGGAAUGAAGUUAUGAUUCUAUCGAAGUUACAACAUUCAUCCCGAAUCGUGAAACUUAUUGAGUAUGAAUUAAAGGAGCAAGAGAAUAUCUUGUACGUGGUUUUGGAGAGAGGAGAGUUGGAUUUCGGUGUUUAUCUGCAACAAAGUAAGGGAAAAUUGCAUCGCCUAGAAAUCAAAUAUUUAUGGUGGCAAAUGUUGUCAGCCGUUAAGGAAAUACAUGCCGCUGGUAUCAUUCAUUCAGAUCUAAAGCCCGGGAAUUUUUUGAUGGUUUUUGGCAAGUUGAAACUCAUCGACUUUGGCAUUGCUUCCUCGCUUCGUCCAGACGUAACCAAAGUUACGCGGCUCGGCAAAGCAGGAACCUAUAAUUUUAUUAGUCCCGAAGCCAUAUCUGAAGUCGCGUAUGACGGAGAUGGAGAAGCCGCGAUUAAGAUUGGAAUCAAAAGUGACGUUUGGUCGCUUGGAUGUAUCCUCUACCUCAUGGUUUUUGGAAUGCCACCAUUCGGACAUAUUGUGAAAAUAUCGGACAAAGAAAAGGCCAUUUGCAAUCCUAAUCAUCUUAUCCCUAUCCCACCGAGUGGAAAAAGUUGUGAAAGUGACGUUGCUGACGUGCUACGACUUCUGGAAAAUUGUCUUCUUGAGGCCCUUAAUAAUGCGCUGUCGGCAAACGUAAUAGGCGAAGUCAAGAUCUCUGCCCGCAUUGAGAGUUAUUCGUGCAAGAUGGUCGGCCCGGACAAGCACUUGUACAAGCGAAUGAUUUCCGAAGGAAGCCCACGAGACCUGCAGGCCCUUUCUCCGCCCGCCUCGGCAACAUUCAUCUCGUCCAGCCCCGGAACUAGACAGCACCAUGCGUCCGGCGACUCUGGAUCAGCGUCUGAAGACAACGCUUGCGGCGGCGUCCUUUGCGACGCCAUUAGCAAGCGUACGUUGUGCUAUCUGAAGGCGACGCUGAACGCGAGUUUCAGUCCGGAUUACGACUUUUCGGAGGCCAAGUCGGAAGAGUUUAGCAGAGAACCUUCGCCGUCGUUCGUGAUGUCUUCGGUGGACACGACUAUGAAUGCGACUAUGGCGGCUGUCUAUUGCCCGAUCAGGGACGCCGUUUGGAACGCGAUCGACAGAGAGAUUCAGAUGAGUGAUUGCGAAGUUUACAGCUACAACCCGGAUUUGUGCUCGGAUCCGUUUGGAGAAGAAGGUUGUCUCUGGUCCUUCAACUACUUCUUUUACAAUAGGAAAUUGAAGAGAGUGUUAUUCUUCGCCUGUCGAGCUCAUAGUCCGAGUAACAACGAAUUCUUCGACGGCGUUGAUGUCGAUGAAAUGGACGAUUUCAUGCUGGAGAAUUGAAAGAAACGAGAAAGGGUUGCAGACUCACGACGUCAUCGUUCCUUGCUUCGGAUUUUGGUAAUCAUUUGUCGUCGUACGGCGCCAGUGGUGAGGUGAUAGCUUUAGCUUGCCUUCUAGUAGCCGAAACGCGCGUCAUUCUGUUUUUUUUCUUUCGAAAGUUAAUUUUUCUUUCUUCUUUUUCGGAAAAGGCUCUUGAAUUAGUCAAUUCUCUGUUGAUAAAAAAAUUUUCAAUUCAAGCGUCAGCUAAAACAAUCGUCGCGACCUCAUUCAAUGUACAAUACAGUAUGUACCUGGAAACAGACACUCAAAUUUGUUGAUAUGUCGAGACCAUUAAAAAAAAUAUCCGAAUCACUUUCUCAAGCAUAUAAUCGCGCAAAAUUUUCUUCAGUUUUUAGUGGGUUGAGGUGGAAUUGAAAACCCAACGUAUUAACUUCGGGAGAAAAGAGAAAUCCGUCCGGGAAAUUUUUUAAUCUGCCACAAAUGGAGAUUGACCAUAGCAUUUUCUUCAGAUGCUGGGGACGAAGAUUGUGGCUUCAUAACUGGUUUGUCGAAUUUUAAUUUAAUUGCUUGAGCAUCCUGGGUUGGUUUGGAGAGAUUUAUUUUUUUUCUUCCAUGUUGGAAGUUUAUAAUAUUGUUAUUAUUCAAUUGAAGUCAGGUCACGGUAGACUCGACACUUCGAGUCCGAAUUUCGAGUCUUCUUUGGUGGUCUCAUAUCGAACAAAUCUGGCUGACGUACUUAGUCAAGAGUCAUUUGAACGUUUUCCUUCGUGUCUAUGAAUCACUCUGGAUAGAGAUCUAAGGCGAAAUUCCAUCUAAUAAAAUUUGGCCUCGGAGCUUUUAUAUCAUUAUGAAGAGGCAAGCUGUUUUUUUAUUUUAUUUAUUUUUUAUCACCGGGUGCGAAAGAAAAAAGUUGGUACAAAGUAUCCUCAUGGACACAAUCGUUUUAAUGAUGGCAACGCUUACAAAGACGGAAAACGAACUGCGUUCCAUGAGUUUUUUGGAUCGAAAUUUGGUUCUUUUUGUAUCCUGGCUAGGUCGCAUUUUUGAUGAGAUUCAAACUUUCUCCCACCUCUGUGCUGCGCAGUUGAUCGAAUCUGAAGGAAGAGACGUGACUUUCAUUUACCUGGGUUAGUGAUAGUUUGAGUGCGUCAUUUUCGAUGUGUUUCUUCAUUUUCCCCUUUUUCUACGCAUUGUGAAUAUGCUUCCGCAGUUCUCCAAAUACUCUAUGCUGCUGUCGAAUUUCAACAGACACUUCGCGUUGAGAUUUCUUGAAAUCUUAUGGGGAAAUCAUAUUCGUUCGGGUCUUUCGAGUCCAUUUUAAAAUUUUGAGAAAGGUUGUGACUAAGUUUUUCUUAAAUCCUAACGCUGCCCGAGUCGUGGAGGUGUGCGCGCUUCAACGAGUUUUAUUUUCUUCUUUUUUUUUGCUUUUUCAGUCUUCUGAUCCGAAACGUUGGAAAGAUUUUGUCGUGUCUCCGAAAUGCAAAAAGAAUGUAACAGUUCGUAAUUUUAAAUGGGUUUCACUUGUGGAACGUGUGCAUUUUGUGCCGAAAGUUCCUAAAAGCGAGCUCCGAUUUGCUCUCUCAUUAGGAGCAUGGUUUCGCUACAAGAGGAAAAAUCAGAUUUUUUCCGGAAUCCUAGAGUAUGUUCAAGGAAUUCGUGGCGCGAUUUGCCUUUUUUGAAAAUUUUUUGUCGCUUGAACGCGGCCGUUUUUUUGUUAAUUUUUUGAGCGUCGUGCACGGAUCUUUCUGUUGUUGCCAGUUCGUUGGCUAAUCCGUUUCCAUCAUUAGGAUUUGGAAAGCCUUCGUAUUUCUGCAGUCAACAGGGAUUGUGUCGGCGGUGAAUCGCGCCUAGACGACUCAAGUUGCCGGAAGGAGAAGCACCGAGAAGUGGCUUUUUUUCUGGACUGGGGAGUGUUAUGCAGAAAUGUCCAGAUCCAUGAUUGACUCGCUAGCUUCCGAGUUUUUCGUAAUUCAAGUUUGAGAACUUGUUGUUUUUGCCGUAGUUUCUGAAAACCAAAUGGGAGGAACGCAUGGAGUAUUUAAUCGUCAAAUGUAUUGGAAACGUCCAUCUUCAGCCUGAAAGUAUGCUCGUUGCUAAACUCAACGAAGUGUAACUUCUUGGAAUUUUAACGAAGUGUAACUUUCACACUUUUCAUCAUUCUGGAAGUCGUUGAAGGUCACUUUAUAAGCUUCAAUGGAAAAAUUGUCGGUUUCUAAAUUAUCCUGGGAAUUCCAUAGUCUUAGUCUAAGCUCGCGAUUCUUUGCUCUCAGAACUCGCCAAAAUUCCUUUUUCGGAAUUUUUGUAGGAAGUGAAGAAGAAUGUUCCUCAAGUUUUUUUAAAUUAGCAACUGAUAUAUUGACCAAGUGUUAUUCAUUCGGCUCUUGUUAUUCUUGAGCUAUUCAUCUUCCAGUGGUAAUCCGUUUGGUUAUUUUGAGAUCGACGGUUUGAAAAUAUUUGGAGCUUUCGGGGAAAAUCGCGAUCAUGGCAUUUACUGUACCCCUGUCUGGAUAAUUUUUUACUCCCCGUUCCCCGUGCGAAUCGUCAAGUCCCUUUUUUCAAAAAGAGGAAUAAUACCGUACGAGUCUCGCCAAAAAAACUUCCCACCGGGAAUAGACGCGAAGAAAGCGUGAUACCGCAGGUGGAUCCGCUUCUUUUUCCCCCCUACUUCAGCGUCAAUUGUCCUGAAGCUGCCAAGAGGAAGUGAGCUAGUUUUUCCCCCCACUUGUCGAUUAUGCUUCGUCGAUCAUUCAAAUCCUCAAAUCGGGCCUUUGGGGAUAAUUUUUGGCGGACCGAGAAGCAUGCGGCGGUUUUUUUUUCCUUUUGGGAAUGCGAUCUUCCUCUGAAGGCGAGCGAGUGGCGAAAGUUUGCAAAUUUUUUCCCCUGAGAUCCCUCCCCAAUGCGCCUGUUCGGCUUGCUUCUCCGAUGGCUUUGUUUUUUUGUUUAUUUUGCAGAGUUGAAAAUUUUGUGUCGGAUUCUUGCUAAAAAAAAACUUUUUCGAGCCUAUUUAGCUCGCCUGUUCCGAAUGGAAAAUCUAAGCAGUAAAAUUGUUCCCCAUUUAAUAUCCCGUGCGGAAAACACCCUCUAGAAACGCAAGUUUUUAGUUCCUUUUCCUUGCUGUGCGUGUCUGUACAAGGGAUAAGAAAUCACGCGGGGGUUCAUGUGGAAAACUAAGCUGUUCAUUUCGUAUUGUCGGUGUAUCAAGUUUUGAUUGGAAGUGUGAAUGUAGAACCCAGUCAACUUGCCAGUGUAAACCUAACAAGAAUAUUACCAAAAAUGUAUAUUGGAUUUGCUUAUGUUUAGUAUCGUGUAUGGUUUCUUGAUGUGGCUUACGAGUAUGUGUGAAAAUCGAGAAUUGACGAUAUUGUUCGGUUGCCUGUGUAUGAUGAAUGUUUUGUCCGAAGUUACAUUGCGAUGGAUCACAUGUGUCGGAAAGAAUGAUCUUAAAUUUCUA